Protopolystoma xenopodis is the source of this 453-nucleotide messenger RNA. NCBI's taxonomy places the organism in Eukaryota, Metazoa, Platyhelminthes, Monogenea, Polystomatidea, Polystomatidae. The record is from the annotation of a GenBank genome assembly.
AUGGGAAGAGCGGAAAUGCGGAAUAAUGCAAAUCGAUUUGGCGAUCUGGCCGGUCUCGGGCCGGAGUUAUUGUUGCAAGUUUGGUCGUGUGAGGUGGUAACAGUGCGAAUGGACCUCUUCUAUUCCGGCUUCCUUGAGGCUGGAAGACGGCCAAGGGGCAAGCGGUUGGCUGGAUUCGUCAUGCUUCUCGUUCUUCUCGGCUUCUUGCUCCUGCAACUUGGCCUCAAAAGUUACGUCGACACGACAACCAACCGGAGAAACAUCGCCAACGGCCUUGUCGAAGAGGCUACACGCCCUCCGGAAGAGGAUCAGGCCCUGUCGGUUCUGACGUCUUUGAAUGCAGAGCUGAACCAUCUUUUAGAGGAGGAUAUUCCAAGUUUAGAGGAAUUUUCACAGUCGUUUCUAGAACAAUGGGCGAAAGAUGAGGACUCAUUCUGCAAUGAUGGUAAGUAA